This is a messenger RNA of Carassius auratus (goldfish), 4518 nucleotides long. RefSeq names its product zinc finger protein 804A (gene znf804a). NCBI's taxonomy places the organism in Eukaryota, Metazoa, Chordata, Actinopteri, Cypriniformes, Cyprinidae. Bases 764 to 4165 code for a protein of 1133 amino acids. The record is from RefSeq and is a predicted model, not a curated record. The transcript has 4 exons. Gene Ontology annotation, cellular component: nucleus.
UGUAACACAUACCGAGUCGUCUCUCUCAGCGCCUCAGCCUGCCUUUACCUGCUCCUGACUGCUGCCUCAGCUCCUUCCCGAGAAAGAACGCACUCACGAGCGAAAGAGAGAGAGAGGACUAAUGAGGGAGAGAGAGGGGGUGUGUGAGAGGAAAAAGAUGCUGAAUCCUGGUUGGCUAGAGAGAGUAGAGGCUGACUCAGUGGAUCUGGAAGAGCAGCAUGUGACAGAUGCAAUUCUCAUCCCAGUCCUCACCAUCAGACCAGGGGCUUGUUCGCCAUUGGCCCCGUUCACUGGACCGGCAACGCACGGCACGCUAUAACACCAUGCUUUCCAUUGCCAGACCCAGCGGAGCUCUCUCACUAGUGCGUAUCACUUGCGCAACGUGCAAGAGACUCAGCCCAGACACACUUCAGCCCAGCGCAGAGAGCCGAGACUGAGGAAGAGGAAAGAGCAGCUCCGCAUUACUCUCUUUGCCUUUGCACAGAAGAGGAGAGAGCAGGAUAACGCAUUGCUUGAGGCUGCUAUAAGAAGCAGAGGCACGUCAGAAAAAGCCCACAAAGUGACUGUAACAGACUGAGUAAUGAGAAAUGACCGAUGUUUGAGGAUCCAAGAGGAUGAAGGAACACGCUCACUCCGUUCCUGACUGAGGGAAAGUGAGCUUGUGCCUUUCAUCUGAAACAGAGAAACAAAAGAAAAGGCUUGUUGGGUGGACUUGUUUUUCUCUCUCCUGGCUGGACUCUGUGCAUGGAAGCUUCGGUUCCCCAUGGCGUGUUACUACAUUGUCAUCAGCUCCACACACCUCAGCAAUGGACACUUUCGAAACAUCAAGGGAGUUUUCCGAGGUCCCCUCUGCAAGAACGGCAACAAAAACUUGGAUUAUGCUGAGAAGGAGAAAACCUUGGCCAAAGCCCUAGAGGACCUCAAGGCCAACUUCUACUGUCAGUUGUGUGACAAACAGUAUUACAAGCAUCAAGAGUUUGACAACCACAUCAACUCGUAUGACCAUGCUCACAAGCAGAGGCUGAAGGAGCUGAAGCAGAGAGAGUUUGCCCGUAAUGUGGCCUCCAAAUCCAGGAAGGACGAGAGGAAACAGGAGAGAGCUCUCAGACGCCUACAUGAGCUCGCUGAACAACGCAGAGAGGUGCAAUGUGCCCCAGGAAGUGGUCCUAUGUUCAAGUCUACCACGGUGGCAGUGGAAGGUUCUUUCAGGGAGUCCUGCUGUGAUGAUGCCCAUGAAGAGAACCAAAGCUGUGCAGCUCAAGAUCUUGGGGGUCAGAUCCAUUCCAGCAGUUGUGGCUUAGCUAGUAAGCAGUCACAGUGGCCUUACAAUGGGAGGGCCAAAGUGCAAACUUUCAGACGCAAAAUUGCAUUCUCUUUUUCCUUUCCAAAGAAAGCAUCUGUUAAGCUUGAGUCAUCAGCGGCGGUUUUCUGUGAGAGCAUGGAAGAGGGAUCGAUGGAGCGAAGCCGCAGACAAAGACUCAGAGCACCCCAUGUUGAGCUUGACCUCCCCAGCUCCCCCAUGGAGGAAAAAGUACUAAAUUGUGAGGAGGCAAUUUACAGCACUGGCACACAGCAGGGCAAGCACUUCCAAAAAAGCGACAGCGCCGGAAGUCAGGGGUCAUCAGAUACGCCUGUGAUGAGGGAGAGCCCCUCAUCAACAGCCUCAGAUUUGUGUGCUUUGCUCGUUUACUCAGAGGAUGUGCCCAGUCCGGCUGUCUCCCCCUUAAACACUUCCCCUUUUCAUUUAAACAGGUCUGAUAUUGUUCUUGACUCUGAGGCCUCUGUUGAGAGUCUGAAAAGCAGCAUUGCUGAAAGUAAACCUGAGACCUCUGAGGAUGUGAAAGUAGAGGAGAGUGGCAUUUUAGAGCAGGGGCACUCGACCAUCAGUGAGCCUCCAGAAGAGAUAUUCUCAGAUGUGCCACCCAAGAACGAUUCCCCUCAACAACAAGAGCAAGUGGAGGAUGCAACUACAAAGACACCUUAUCCGUUCACAAAACCCAGUCAGCCUUUUUUCUCUGUCCUAAGCAGAGACGGUAACACCAACUUCCAGUGGCCCUCAGAGAUGGUGACUUUCACAAGGACAGAGCCGACCCUGUCUUUCAGUUGCAACCCCCUCCAUUUUGACUUCAAGAGGUCACGGAUUAAAAGGUCUGCUGACACUCAGGAGAUGACUGAGCCCAAAACUGAUGAGGAAUUAUCUGUCUGCUCAGGUUUCAAAUCCUGCCACUCUGACAAGCAUGUUGAGGAAUCCACAGCCAGCCCCAGAAACAGUCCCGGCCAAGGACCUGAAGGCAAGGUCAGAAAGUGUUAUCAGUAUUCAAGUGACACAGAGAGUUGUGUCAGGCUGAAAACACAUGACAGGUGUAGACAUUCCAAAGAUUGGAUCCAUGCAAGUAAGAGGGCAGAAGAAAAAUUGCGGGCCAGGGACCGACGUCAUUACAGGAGCCACUGCAAAAAGAAGCGGAGGAGGCGGAAGAGGAGGAGAGACCGACACCGGGAGACAGAGAGCAAUAUAGUGAAAUCUAAGAAAUUCCACAGACGACCUGAGUGUGUGGAAGGACUUGAUAGCCAAUUUAGAGGCACCACUUCACAGCAAGUACAUCCAUUAGAGAAGUCAAAGCAAUCAGCUCAAAAUCAGGCCGAGGACAGCAGCAUAGCUCCCGUAGUUGAGGAAGGGGUGGGAGGCAGGAGGCAGGAGGCAGCAGACAACGUAAACGGCUCAGCAGGCUGCAUCAUUCUCUCUGAUGAGUUCUGUGCUGAUAGUGGAAAGGUGCUUGGGAACAGCAGGGAAAAGCCUGACAAUCCAGCUGCAGGGGAGCAAACAACCACAAGGCAGUGUACCCAUAGCAAGGAUGCAUCUCACUCUCAAAGAUCCAGUGCACCAGAAGGGUACAGAGAAGAGACACUACCAUUAACAGAGACUGGACCAGAUGAAGGACAAACUUCGAAAAGAAGGCGUACACAUUCUCUAAGUGAUGGAGAUAAGUCUUACAACCCCUGUCAAUCACCGGCAGAGAUUCCUGAUGGGUGCACAGAACUUACCUGUUGUGAACACGGGACUAAAAGGAAAAGACAGAGGUGGUCACAUGUCCAAGAUCAAGUCACAUGCCUUGCAAAUGAAUGCCCCAUUGUUACAAAAAGUGUUCUGGAAGAACAGGACAAGGCUGCAGAGGAGUCGAGCAUGAAAUGCCUUGUUUUAAAAGGCUUGUGUGACAGCUCGAAUGGGUCAGACCAAAUCUCAUGCAGUAUUGAUGAUGGAGAGAGCGGUGCAGUUGAUUCUCAGACAUUCACUUCCAUUAGCAGUGCCCUGGGUCAUACUGUGGAGGAGAGCAGUGACUGGCAGCGGAGCUCCUCCUCUCAGAUCAAUGCUUCAUGCACCAAGGGUAGUCUAACUCAACCCGAGACAGAUUCAAUGUUCUCGAAGGAGCCAACAAAGGAGAAUAAGAACAUCCACAGAAGCGAGUCUAAAGCAGCACAAACCCCCUUAAAGAACUGUAACAAGUAUUCAGUGGCUGCUCAGGCCUGCCUGCUCGAUGUAAGAGAUUUAGCUCUACAGAGGACUGAAAAAGCCACUCAUGACAAAUCAUGUCAGCACAGCCUUCAGACCCCACAGCAGAGAUUUCACCUAGGCAUUCAGGCUGAGGAGAAGUUAAGCAGAGAGAGCUUCCACACCACCAGCAGCCUGUUCCAACCCUCUCCAUCUUUCCAGCCCCCCUCAGACGGCAUGGAGAGACGCUGCCUCUUGCAGAUCCAGAGCCAUGGACAGGUGCUUCACCAGCAGGUGUUCCCCACCAAGCUCAAAUCUGUCCUGCCCAGGCCACAUCUGCCCAUGUCAUCUGCUGUGCUCCAUCCAGUUCACCUGUCAUCCUCAGUGCCUUCUGGCUCCAUCACAAUACGUCAUACCAUACUACAGCACCACACUGCUUUCCUGCCCCCACAACCCCCUAUCUACCCCCAGGUAGUGCCUGUUUCUCGACUCCCCCUUAGGCCGGAGAUCUGUCCAUCCGCAGGACCUCCAUUUGUGACCCCUCCGCAGGUACAGGUGGUGGCUCCCCCUAAUAUUCACCCAAUGACAGUGACAUUUCAUGCCCUCCCGCGCCCUGCAGUUUUUCCUCCUAUGUUGCCCCCUCAUUCUGCUGUCAUUCCCCUGCAGCCUCUCUUCUAGGACUACAGGUAUUUCUUUAUGUAACACAAUGUAUUUUAUACUGCAGUAGCAAGAGAAACAUCUGCAGCGCCUGCUCCCUUAGUUAGAAUUUUGAGUAGUCCUUGGGUAACAUACAAAAGAGUUGUUUUGCAGCUUGGAAAGGAUGCUGUUUCUGUGCCAUGUUGUCAGUAGAGAUUCUUGCAAAAAAAAAAAAAUAAAUUGCACAAUACUUUAAUUAGGAAAAAUAUAACUCACCUACCUGAUUAAUUCUUAGAUGUUUUUUAGGAUCUGUUGUUUGGAAGAUUUUAAAACAUUUUAAUCACCUCAAAGACAAUAGUUUUAUUUCAUCAAGGGCAGCAUGGACAUGAUCAAGA